This is a messenger RNA of Linum trigynum, 273 nucleotides long. The record is from the annotation of a GenBank genome assembly. Lineage: Eukaryota; Viridiplantae; Streptophyta; Magnoliopsida; Malpighiales; Linaceae.
AUGGGAAAGCUUGACAAUCGCUGUGGCAAUGGCAAGCAAUCAGUUCUCUGCAUUUGUCUCCUCCUCUUAGUUGGAGUGCUAGCUGUGGCGCCAAGGGAUGCAGAAGGAUACAUUGGAGAGUGCACGAAAGAGCUGAAUCCAGACAGUUGCAAUGUGCCAGCAUGCCAGGCAGAGUGCUUCACAAGUCACAAGGGGUGGGGACAGUGUGCACACUCAUCGCUCGAUGGUAUCUUCCACUGCGUUUGCUACUACCGUUGCCCUCACGAUCCCUGA